CAUUUAUGUUUAUUGGAAAUUUAGGUUUAUAAAUUACUAUGUAUAUCAUUAAAAUGCAGUUACACGUAUACAAUGCAAAGAGUGAGAACUGGAAACAACUAGAGACUUUGAAAGAGGGUUUAUUAAUGGGAAUAGAUGACAGGAGGAGGAUGAGACUGGGAACAGUGGCUGGAGGGACAUCAGUACCUACUGUAGUGAAGGCUACGACGGUGUCAACAAGACCAGUCCGCUGUCAGCGAGGGGAUAAUUAUGGGAUGGCUGCGGUGAAUAAAAGACGUGCAUGAGUUGGUUUUGACAGAGUUCACAACUGUUAUCAAAACAUCGAAUGGGGAAGUGUCUGAAGACACAUCCAGGUUUCUAAUGUCCACAUCUGGAGAGUGUUUGGAGGCUACUGAGGUAUUUGUUAAACUUGUACUGUAGGUUUAAUGUCCGUUCUGUGUGAAGCACGAAAGGUGAGAAACCUGGAACAUGUGAGAUGUGAUUGUUUCAGAGGCUGAUAAUAGGGUGAACGUCAGCGCGGUGCAAGUAGAGAUUAGAGAAAGAAAAGAUCAAACAAGAGGAGGAAGGAAGCGAAGACAGGUGAUAAACAAAUGCAGGGUGAGAGAGAGAGAGAGAGAGAGAGAGAGAGAGGAGAGAAAGUCCGAGUGAUGCCGUACUCAGAUGUGGAGGUAUCAUCAUCCUGGCGACCGGAUGAGUGCGGUGCCGGAGCCGCAUGGUGACUUCCUGUUUGUCAGCAGCAUACAGGAAGCAGGAGGCCCCUAGAGUACGGUCUGACUGCAUAACUGAAGAUGAGCUGAGGCCGUGAACUGGUGCGGCAUCCAACAGAAAUAGAGUAAAGCGAAGAGAGGAAGAUGCCAGUUCCGCCGCCACCACCCCCUGCGCCGCCACCACCCACCUUUGCUGUCGCAAACACAGAGAAGCCCAAUUUGAACCGUUCAGAGCAGCAGGGAAGGAACGCGCUGCUGUCUGACAUCAGUAAAGGAGCCAGGCUAAAGAAAACCGUCACCAAUGACCGCAGUGGACCCGUCCUGGACAAGCCCAAAGGAGGUGGAGGUGGAGGUGGAGGCGGUGGGGGAGGAGGAGGAGGAGGUGGUGGUGGGGGGGGUUUAGGAGGCCUGUUUGCUGGAGGGAUGCCAAAGCUGAGGUCUGCCAGAGACACAAAUGACUCGGGGCCCAGUCGAGGACCUGUUUUUCCCCCCGGUGGCCGUUCUGGUGGUCCAAGCCCCUUCGGCUCUGCUGGCCCACCUAAACUCCCAGGGGGCCCUGCUGGUGGCCGUAACAACGCGCCUGAGCUUCCCAAAGGACGCCCCAGUUUCUCAUCCAGACAGGACUCUCCAGGUGGUCCCCCUCCUGUACCCAACACACCUCGACCACCCCAGAACUCACGUGGGGGCCCAUCUAUGCCAUCACUUCCAACGGGACCCAGACCCAGCCAAGCGUCUGGCCCAACACCCCCCAGCGUUCCCCCAGGUAGGCAUGGGGCUCUCCCUCCCCCACCAGGAGGCUCCUCAGGUGGACCAAGACCAGGCUUCUCUGCUCCUCCUCCGCCCCCAAACAGCAGCCGACCUCCCCUACCACCAGCUCCCGGAGGGAGGCCCUCUCUUCCCGAUGACCGAUUUCCACCUCCACCAGCUCCCGGAGGGAGGCCCUCUCUUCCCGAUGACCGAUUCCCACCUCCACCAGCUCCUGGUGGUAGACACUCCCUUCCCGAUGACCGUUUCCCGCCUCCACCCGCUCCUGGUGGUAGACCUCCACUUCCUGAUGACCGACCUCCACUACCACCAGCUCCUAUGGGGGGUCAUCGACCAUCGAUGCCCCGCGACAUGCCCCCUCCGCCCCCCACUGCCAACUCAAAGCCUCCCUCUUCUGUCUCAUGUUCUCGUUCUCCAUCUGUCGGUGGCGCUCCUCCUCUCCCCCCUGGCCGACCAGGUCCUCCCCCUGUCCCCCCCAGCCCAGGAGGAGGUGACGAUCAACACAUGCCUCGUCUUCCCCAAAGGAAUAGCUCGCUCAACAGCCUCCAGUCAGCGCCACCAUCACAUGCUCGAAGUGGACCCCUCCCUCCCCCACCAAACGAGAGGCCGCCGUCUAUCGACAGGAACAAGUCUUCAGCGCGCUCAGGUCCUCUUCCUCCACCCCCUCCUUCGGGCCGUAAUGUGGGCGGAGGCAGUUUGAGGACAGCAGCAGCCCCGUCUCCUCCCGGUCGACCCGGGCCGGAGCCUCCACGUGGGGGACCCGGUGGCAGACCUCCUCUCCCCCCAGACAGGCCGGGUGCAGGAGGGUUCCCUCCUCCUCCUCCGAUGGGCAACGGCUUCCAAAAUUCCCACCACAAUCAGAUACAAGACGAAUGGGAGUCUAGGUUCAAUUUCCAUCCUUUGUCGGACCUUCCUCCACCUGAGCCCUAUGUGCCCUCCCAGAAGACCUACCCCAGCAAGAUUCCCAAGAACGAUGGAAAAGGACCUGGUAAAAAAGAGAGAGGAGCUCCUCCUCUUCCUCCUGUCCCCAGGUGAAAAAGUAGCAGCCAGCACAUCACCCUUUUGCUCCUCUGGUUUCAUUCUCCUUCUCUGUUGUACUCAUUGUGCUUUGAAAUGCACUUUUGUACCUGAAGUACAAUUGACCAAGUAAACGGACUGAUUCACAUUGUUGAGUUCCCGCCAGGUGCCUCCACAGCAGCAGAACGGCAACAAAAACUGUCUCUCUGCUCUGGUACUUUGUGUUGCACCAAUAAAAAUGUUGCUGUGAAUCCUAAAUCACCAAUUUCAAAUAUUCAAACUUUUUAGGCACCUUGAUCCAAAUUGAUUUGUGAUUAUCUUCUCCUUUUCUAAUGGUUUGUCAUUCCAUUCAUUGCUUGCUAGAUAAUGUUACCAACCAGCGGCACUUUUAGAACAAAACACAGACUCUUCGCAUUUGGCAGGUGAUUGUCAUUCUGUUUACACGGCACAAACAGCUGAACCAAAUCAGCAACUAGUGAUAUUAUUUUCAACUGUGCAGGACUUGAAUCCACUGAUUGAAUGGCAUCCUCUGUGUGCUGUUUUUUGUCUCUUUUUGUGUUUCCCUCAUGCCUUUUUCAAUUCAGGAUUGUAUCCUCAGGCUGCUUGAAACAGUUAAGGGAAUUUGCCUUUGUGCCUUAAUUUAUGGAUGUAUGUUCAGCUGGAUUGAAUUACUUCUGUUGAUGUAAAUGAGGGAAAACUUAGCAAUACAGCAACUUACAAUAUUACUUUGAGUUUUUGGCUGGCAGAGUCUCCUGAAACCAAACUAAAAACGGCACAACUUCCACCCACUGCUGCAUAAAAGGUGAGGACAAAAGAAGUUGAGGGGUUUUAUUUGCCAAAGCCACAUGUGCCUUUGCGUCAUGCAUGUUGUAUUCAUUGUGCUUCUGCUGGACACACUGAACGGUACUUAAUUUGACUGUUAUUGUCACAUGAGCAUGUGUUGUUCACGACUGAGAUGUUUUAAAGGACAUUGUACUGGUUUGUGACAGCAUUUAGCUGUUUGGUUAAAAGCUGCCUUGAUUUGCCAUGAUGGGCCUACAGGUAUGUAUGUAUCUAUAUGGUUCAAUCGCAUAGUGUUGACAUUUUAAGUUAUGUUUCACAUCUGUUCAGUAUUAUGUUUUUGCUUCAUCAAGCUUUGAAUGCUUUUGUAUAUGUAAUGUUUUGGUAUCAUCCUCUGGUCACAGAAAGACAAUCAUAGAGCAGAAAACACAUUUACAUCAAUAAAGAAGCUUUACGUUCUCUA
This is a messenger RNA of Betta splendens (Siamese fighting fish), 3732 nucleotides long. RefSeq names its product WAS/WASL interacting protein family, member 1b (gene wipf1b). The coding region runs from base 852 to 2507 and encodes 551 amino acids. The transcript has 9 exons. NCBI's taxonomy places the organism in Eukaryota, Metazoa, Chordata, Actinopteri, Anabantiformes, Osphronemidae. The record is from RefSeq and is a predicted model, not a curated record. Gene Ontology annotation, molecular function: actin binding.